AUGGCAACUUAUGAAGAGUUUAUUCAACAAAAUGAAGAUAGAGAUGGCAUCAGGUUUACGUGGAACGUAUGGGCCUCAAGUAGAAUUGAAGCUACAAGGCUUGUUGUUCCUUUAGUUUGUCUUUACCAGCCAUUGAAGGAACGACCGGACCUACCUCCAAUUCAAUAUGAACCAGUAUUAUGCACACGUAAUACUUGUCGUGCAGUACUCAAUCCUAUGUGCCAAGUGGAUUACAGAGCCAAAUUGUGGGUCUGCAAUUUCUGUUUCCAAAGAAAUCCCUUUCCCCCACAAUAUGCUGCUAUAUCAGAACAACAUCAACCAGCUGAGCUCAUCCCAAACUUUUCCACCAUAGAGUACACCAUUACCAGAGCACAAAGCAUGCCACCCAUUUUUCUGCUUGUGGUUGAUACUUGCCUCGAUGAAGAAGAACUCGGAGCUCUUAAAGACUCCCUGCAAACUUCACUUAGUCUGAUGCCUCAAAAUGCUCUCGUUGGACUCAUUACAUUUGGCCGUAUGGUUCAAAUUCAUGAAUUGGGAACUGAAGGCAUAUACAAGUGCUAUGUUUUCAAGGGCACUAAAGAUUUGACAGCUAAACAAAUUCAAGAACAAUUAGCAAUAGGCCGAGUCAAUGCACCUAACCCUCAACAGAGACCUGGUACUGCCCCACCUCAGCCACCGGCACAUAGGUUCUUGCAACCAGUCAAACAGUGUGACAUGGCUCUGACAGAUUUAUUGAGUGAACUAGGUCGUGACCCAUGGCCAUUGGGUGUCGGAAAACGUCCUCUAAGAAGCAGUGGUGUUGCUCUAUCAUUAGCUGUCGGCAUGUUGGAGGUUACAUACCCCAAUACUGGUGCCAGAAUCAUGAUGUUCCUUGGAGGCCCAUGCUCUCAAGGCCCCGGUCAAGUUGUCAAUGACGAGUUGAAGCAACCCAUUCGUUCCCAUCACGACAUCCAUAAGGAUAAUGCAAAAUAUAUGAAGAAGGCUAUCAAACAUUAUGAAGCUUUGUCCCUUAGGGCUGCCACUAAUGGUCAUGCUAUUGAUAUUUACUCAUGCGCUCUAGACCAGACAGGAUUGAUGGAGAUGAAACAGUGUUGUAACUCUACAGGUGGACACAUGGUGAUGGGUGAUUCAUUCAAUUCGUCAUUGUUUAAGCAAACCUUCCAAAGAGUCUUUGCUAAGGAUCAGAAAGGAGAUUACAAAAUGGCAUUCAACGGAACAUUGGAAGUUAAAUGCAGCCGUGAACUAAAGAUAUCUGGUGCCAUCGGGUCAUGUGUUUCUCUGAAUGUCAAAGGCCCGUGUGUGUCCGAUCAGGAGGUCGGUAUGGGUAACACAUGCCAAUGGAAAAUGUGCACCUUCACACCCAGCACUACAAUGGCUAUCUUCUUUGAGGUGGUAAAUCAGCAUACAGCGCCCUUGCCAGCAGGUGGCCGAGGCUGUGUCCAGCUCAUCACACAAUACCAGCACUCCAGCGGACAGAGACGAGUCAGAGUCACCACCAUUGCUAGAAACUGGGGUGAUGCUGCCGUCAACCUUCAUCAUAUAUCAGCCGGUUUCGAUCAAGAAGCCGCCGCGGUGGUGAUGGCCCGUCUAGUGGUGUACCGCGCUGAACAAGAAGACGGACCGGAUGUACUGCGCUGGCUUGACCGGAUGUUGAUACGAUUGUGUCAGAAGUUCGGGGAGUAUGCUAAGGAUGAUCCUAACAGUUUCCGUCUGUCAGAGAACUUCAGCCUGUACCCUCAGUUCAUGUACCACCUCCGGAGAUCACAGUUCCUUCAAGUAUUCAAUAAUUCGCCUGAUGAAACUACUUUCUAUAGACACAUGUUAAUGCGUGAGGACCUGACCCAGUCCCUCAUCAUGAUCCAGCCCAUACUCUACUCCUACAGUUUCGGAGGUCCCCCAGAACCAGUUCUGUUGGACACUUCCUCCAUACAACCUGACAGGAUACUGCUUAUGGACACUUUCUUCCAGAUCUUGAUAUACCAUGGAGAGACGAUAGCUCAAUGGAGGGCGCUGCGAUACCAGGACAUGCCCGAGUAUGAGAGCUUCGCCCAGCUGUUGAGGGCUCCCGUAGAUGAUGCUCAGGACAUCUUGCAGAACAGAUUCCCCGUCCCUCGGUAUAUUGACACAGAACAUGGAGGUUCACAGGUUAGUCGGACUACUUGA
This is a messenger RNA of Danaus chrysippus (African queen), 2163 nucleotides long. The record is from the annotation of a GenBank genome assembly. NCBI's taxonomy places the organism in Eukaryota, Metazoa, Arthropoda, Insecta, Lepidoptera, Nymphalidae.